AGUAAAAAUAAAUAAGUACGAGGCGGGAUCUCUUCGCGCUGGCUGCCCGUGGUCGCAUUAUCCAUUUCAGAGGAAGGGUUUUAAUGGAGAAGAUGGAGGAAGGAGACGGAGCUUGAGCUUGUAUAAUUCAGCUUCAGUUCGUCUCACAAUCACCGGUUGUUUUCUCAUAGGAAUGGCAGUAAAUCGUAUUUCAGAGUUGCACUGUUUCUUUCCACCUGUAAGACGGAGCGACAUGAAUGUUCUGCCUGUAAUCUUUGGUACUUGUCAUCCUUUCCAGCACAACAGAAUCAGCUUAGAGGCUUCCUCGUCAUCCGUUUUCAAGCGGUUUAAUCGCUCAUCAACGACUCAAUUUCCUUCAUGGUUUGGUAGAUUAAGAGGAAAAAGAGUUGUAAAAGCCAAUGGAAUGGUGGAAAAACUUGGAAGGAAAAGGAUAGGAGGAGAAUCUAGUGAUAGUGAUGAUGAGGAGGAUGGUGGUAAGUCAUUCAAAAAAGCAGUUGAUGAUUCAUAUCUGGUUGAUGAUGAAGAGAGACGCGAAUGGAGAAGAAAGAUUCGUGAUGUAAUUGAUCAGCAUCCGGAUAUCGAGGAGGAACUUGACCUGGUUGAAAAGAGAAAGAAAAUGCAAAAACUUCUUGCUGAUUACCCGCUUGUCGUGGAGGAGGAUGAUCCUGAUUGGCCUGAAGACGCUGAUGGUCGAGGUUUUAACUUGGGUCAAUUUUUCAACAAGAUUACCAUAAAAAAUGUCAAGAAGAACAGUGACGACGAAGAGGAUGGAAACUAUGAAAGUGACAAUGAGAUAGUGUGGCAGGAUGAUGAUUAUAUACGCCCAAUCAAAGACAUUACUGCUGCAGAGUGGGAAGAGACCGUGUUCAAAGACAUCAGUCCUCUAAUUGUUCUUGUCCAUAACCGGUAUAAGAGUCCAAAAGAGAACGAAGAAGUUAGAGAUGAAUUGGAGAAAGCUAUACAUAUCAUAUGGAACUGCAGGCUACCUUCCCCUAGAUGUGUUGCAGUUGAUGCUAUAGUUGAGCAUGAUUUAGUUUCUGCUCUACAAGUAUCUAUGUUUCCAGAAAUUAUUUUCACUAAAGCUGGAAGGAUAUUAUACCGCGAGAAGGGUGUCCGAACUGCAGAUGAAUUCUCGAAAAUUAUGGCAUUCUUUUAUUACGGAGCUGCAAGACCACCUUGUUUGGAUGGUAUUGGUAACAUCCAGGAGCCGAUCCCCAGCCUGCCGAUCACGCUCAAUAACAGUUCUAAGCUGUCUUGACAGUGAAGUCCAUUGGUACAAUUGCCCUUAACUGUAAGUUGGAAACAAUAGAGAUAUGCUGCUAUGUUAUAUAUUUUCUUUUAUUGUAUAUCCGUUUUCCCAUGAAUUUCUAGUUUUUCUCCUCUGUUCUCUGCGGAUUUUUGCUGAAGCUUGUGAUUCUGCUCUCUAAUGCAUAGGUUUUAUAUAAUUUAGAUUAUCAAAUUUUAUUUAGGGGCAAAUUAUAGUUUCAGCUCUUAGUGAUUUGGUCUGAUAUAAUUUAUAUCCAGAUACGAUAUAAAUUGUUAUAAAAAGUAAUACGAUAUAAAUUGUAAAACCGAAA
Messenger RNA from Carica papaya (papaya), 1577 nucleotides. It is a transcript of the gene MRL7-L, whose product is annotated as Thioredoxin superfamily protein. The record is from RefSeq and is a predicted model, not a curated record. Gene Ontology annotation, biological process: regulation of DNA-templated transcription; chloroplast organization. NCBI's taxonomy places the organism in Eukaryota, Viridiplantae, Streptophyta, Magnoliopsida, Brassicales, Caricaceae. Gene Ontology annotation, cellular component: chloroplast stroma.